CAUACAGACGCGAAGAACGGUGCGCCUGCGCAGAAAUCGAUUCAAUUUUGUGAACAUAAAGUCGUAAAGUGGUUCUUACAGCGCUGCGUUUAUUAUAACGGUAUUAAGAAUAGUUGCAUAAGCAGAAAAAGCAAAGACUAAGAUUACCUAACCGCAUAAUAACAAUCAAUCAGUCCAUCGGUUACGCUGCUUAUAUUGUCUACACACACAAAAUAUGGCUCAACUGUUGCAUCACUUUGUUGUGGUUCUGCUCGUCAGUCUGAGUGCCGUCUCUUUGGCCUGGGGACGAGCGACUAAAACAAAGGCGACGGCAGCGCCGCUGGCAGAUAACAGCAAACAAUUGUUUGUCUUCGGCAGCGGCAAGGAGACGAGUCCGCCAAAUUUUGUGCGCCUGGUCGUCAUGCGACUCAUUUAUGGACUCGCCUCGACAAUGGGUCUGGAGGAGCGACUGGAAGAUGCCUUCAAUGGCGCCUUUGUGCCGCCCAAUGCCGAUGGUGGUGGUCUCUUUAGUUUCGGCGGUUACGAUGACGAUGAUGAUGGUGGCGACUUUGGUGCGCUCUUCGAUGAUAUCUAAAGCGGCAUCGAACCAACGAAGUAACGGUGUCGUGUGCCCUGUAUGCCGUGUAAUAAUUAUUACGUUCAAUUAUAAUUUAACUUUCGAAUCGGCUUUCAUUGGCGUAUAUACGCACAUAUUUACACCUUCAUGUGUGUGUAUGUAGGUCAAAGUGUGCACGAAGAGAAAGAUAGUGUGACCAAAAAUAUUAAAUUAUUUUAAAUUAAUUUAAAUUAUUUAUUUUAUGUAAGUGUAGCUAUUUAAUGAAUAGUCCAUAAGUAAAAAACAAAUUUGUAAAUUCUAAUUAUGUCAUUUGAUAAAAACGCAAACGCUGGAAAAGUGUUACGAAAGUGGCGAAAAAACCAAUAAAAAUACAUACAAACGUAUAACUGAA
This is a messenger RNA of Bactrocera latifrons, 947 nucleotides long. RefSeq lists its product as uncharacterized. NCBI's taxonomy places the organism in Eukaryota, Metazoa, Arthropoda, Insecta, Diptera, Tephritidae. The transcript has a single exon. The record is from RefSeq and is a predicted model, not a curated record. The coding region runs from base 215 to 574 and encodes 119 amino acids.